Bolinopsis microptera is the source of this 3232-nucleotide messenger RNA. RefSeq names its product DNA (cytosine-5)-methyltransferase 1-like. Gene Ontology annotation, molecular function: DNA binding; DNA (cytosine-5-)-methyltransferase activity; chromatin binding. Gene Ontology annotation, cellular component: nucleus. The transcript is spliced from 28 exons. The record is from RefSeq and is a predicted model, not a curated record. The coding region runs from base 5 to 3232 and encodes 1075 amino acids. Lineage: Eukaryota; Metazoa; Ctenophora; Tentaculata; Lobata; Bolinopsidae. Gene Ontology annotation, biological process: negative regulation of gene expression via chromosomal CpG island methylation.
AAAAAUGGUUAAAAAUGUCAAGCAGAAAGAUCUUCGGCAGAUGUUUCCAGCUAAAGUUAGUAAAUUGAAGAAGUCCCAAGAUGUAGAAACUGACAUAAAAGUAUCUCUGAACGUUGUUGAUGGGAUACCCUCAUCUUCAACAGAUAUUGUAGCAGAGGCUCAAGAAGGACCAGCAAGUAAGCGUUUAAAAACAGAAAACUACAAUGGGGACUCCAAUAAGAAUCUCAAAAAGAAAAGCCUUGCAUCUAAGCCUUUGAAAUGUGAUGUCUGCAAACAACUGCUGGAUUCUGAAUCGUUGAAGAUGUUCGGAGGUGAUGAUGCUGAUGCUGUAGAGGAGUUCAUUGCAUUGGCUUCAGAGUCCUUGUCCCUGUUUGACGCUGACAGUAAUGGUGACAGUGAGUGGAACGAAAAACCGCAGCAUCGUAUCACUGACUUUACUGUGUAUGAUGAGUAUGGUCACUUGUGCCCCUUUGACACUGGGUUGAUAGACCAGAAUGUACAUCUCUACUUUAGUGGUUAUGUUAAACCUAUCUACGACGAUUCCCCAAGUCUUCAAGGUGGAGUGCGGGGUUCCAGACUGGGUCCCAUUGAUUCCUGGUACAUAGCUGGGUUUGAUGGAGGGGAGAAAGAACUAAUAGGCUUCACCACAGCAUAUGCAGACUAUCUGUUAUCCCAACCCAGUGAACAGUAUGCCCUCUUAUUCGACAUGUUACGUGAGAAAACAUAUCUUAGCAAAACAGUAAUCGAGAUAUUGGAGGAGGAUUCAGAUAUGACAAUGGAGGAUCUGAUCAACUGUGUUCAGCUAGUAGUGCCACCCGAGAACUGCGCCAAGUUCUCCGAGGAAACUCUUCUGAAGCACGCUCAGUUUCUCAUUGAGCAGAUCGAGAGCUAUGAUAGAGCUGCUGAUGAUGAUGAGGACCUACUGAUCACAGUGCCCGCAGUGAGAGGGCUUAUCCAGCUGGCUGGAGUUACUCUGGGUGGGACACAGCCAGCUAACUCUCAUAGAGCUCUCGUUAAUGUUCAACCUAAGGUUGCUAGUAAAACUAAAAGUACGGACAUAUCGCACGCAACUGUCACGCCCCUCGUACAAUCUUCCUUCGAGGCCAUUUUCGUGGAUCAAAUGCAAGCAACUUCACGGCAGACACGGUGUAAUGAAUGUGAGGUAUGCAAGAUGCCUGAUUGUGGAGAAUGCAACAUGUGCAAGGAUAAGAUAAAGUUUGGAGGAUCGGGCAAAAAGAGGCAAGCCUGUAUGGAACGGAAGUGUCCAAACAUUGCGGUGAUGAGGGCCGAGGAGAACUCAGAGGAUAAAACGGAUAACUUAGACCCGAGCAACAAAGUGGCCCAGUUAAAGGCAGAUAAGAAAGUGUCUAGUAGCAUCGAAGGAAAGUUUACUGGAAACAUUAUAUGCAAAGAAGGAAAGAAAGUGUUUUAUAAGUCAGCAGUGGUUGAAAAUGAAGCAUUAUCCCUGGGUGACUACGUUUCAAUAGCUCCAGAAACCCCCGAUAUCCCAUCUUAUAUUGGCAGGAUCACCACUAUGUUUACUAAGGGCGGUGAAAACCUUCUACACGUUCACUGGUUAAAUCGUGCUGGAGACACAGUACUUGGUGAAGCACAUGACGAGCGCGAACUGUUUCUCUCGGACUCGUGUGAUGACGCUCCUUUAGGCUCUGUCCUCACUAAAGUUACUGUAAACUACUGCCCUCCUCCUCCUAACUGGAACAUGAUAGGUGGCAUGCCAGUUCCUGAGAAGAAGGAUACAGCUUUAUUCUUUAAGCUCUGGUAUGACAGUGACAAAGCAAGGUUUGAGUGUCCAUUAAGGGAGUAUCUGGAGUGGGAGGAGGAGGAGGGGUGCUGUCCUGCCUGUACUAGGAGGAGGGAGAGAGAAAGGGCGGCUAUUCCUUUCUUAGAAAAAGAGAAAGGUGUACUAAAAUACAAGAACAUUGAGUACAAUGUGGGGGACUAUGUUUACGUAAGAUCAGACGCUUACUCAAUGCCAUCCAGAGGAAAAAGCAAUAUCACAAAAAUAAGAAAAGACAAAGUUGAUGACGAAAUGUUUCCAGAAUACUACAGAAAGACCGACUACAUCAAGGGAAAUAACGACCUGGUUCCAGAAGUCUUCAGAAUAGGCCGCGUCGUCAGUUUCUCAACCAAACAAGAGGGACUGGAUGGGUCUUCUGUUAAGGUGACUGUUAAGAAGAUGUACCGUGCAGAGAACCUAGUGGGUAACCAUGGUAACAUAGAGAACUUCUGUUCGGAGGCAGCCGACAUCAACCUCCUCUUCUACAGUAUAGAUCAGGUUAAAAUACGCGCUGAAAAGAUAUUAGGUAAGUGCACAGUGCGACACAGGGAGGUUAUUGAAGAUCUGGGCAGGUACACAACUCUCCCCGACCAUUUCUACUUCUCAGAGUGCUGGGAUUCAGAUACUAAAAGCCUGGAGGAUAUCCCCUCUGAGGCUAGGUGUAGUAACAAAGGGAAAAAGAAGCGUGUAGACCUGGAGAGGAAGGAACCUUCCUUUAGGAAACUGAGAACUCUGGACGUGUUUGCGGGGUGCGGGGGUUUAUCAGAGGGGUUCCAUCAGGCUGGGGUAGCAGAAUCUUGCUGGGCUAUUGAGUUCUUCAGCGAGGCUGCCCAGGCGUACAAGCUGAACAACCCUAAAGCUGAGGUUUUCAAUGAGGAUUGUAACGCGGUGUUGAAGAUGGCAAUAGAUGGGGUCCCUACUAACAAACUGGGUCAGCAGAUACCACAGAAGGGUGAAGUGGAACUCUUAUGUGGGGGUCCACCCUGUCAGGGCUUCAGUGGGAUGAACAGAUUUAACGCGCGGGAAUACAGCAUGUUUAAAAACAGCCUUAUUUCCUCCUACCUCAGCUAUUGCGAGUUUUACAGGCCACGCUACUUUCUGCUUGAAAACGUGCGCAACUUCGUAUCUUACAAGAAGAACAUGGUGCUGAAACUGUGCCUAUCUUCACUCGUAAAUAUGGGGUACCAGUGCACGUUUGGCGUGCUACAGGCAGGAUGUUACGGGGUGGCACAGACUCGACGCAGAGCCUUUGUUUUAGCCGCUGCUCCCGGAGAAGUACUCCCACAAUUUCCUGAGCCUAGAUUUUCCGACAUUUCUUUCCUCAUGACAGUCUCUGUGGAAGCAAUGAGAGCCGGACACUGGUUGAUCCUGACGAGUUGCAACCUGGCACCAACUGACGUUCUUGGAAUCGAUGACAAGACCCGAAGACAAUAG